CUUUCGUCUAAAUUUGAACGAAUAGUUUCACAAUAUUUGGGCGCCGAGUUAAUGUGAGACAUUAAAAAGAAGAAUAUAUUUGUAAAAUCUCAGCGAAUGAAUUUUAAGUAAAUCCAACGUUUCGCCUGGCAAUCUGGUCCAAGCUUUUUCAAGGAAAAUAUAAUCAAACAACAAAAUUAUCGAAUAUAAAUAGGUACAAGGUUCUUCGGUUUACUGUAUACAGAAUAAGUCAUCUAAUCAACGUGAAGGAUCUUUUUAUAAAUAGGUAUUUGUAUUAAUGUGUUUAUAUGAAAAAUAAUAAAGAUCAACCAAAUAAAAGUUCAUUUGAAAAUAACCAAGGGGAGAGAAAGAAUAAGAAAUUGUCGUGUUAUCCUAGGCCAUAGAAUGACUUUAAGGAUUACAUGGUUAUGACAAAUUGUUUUUGUACACAUAAGGACAAGGUAUGUGUUAUGGAACCAAAAACGUGUUAAGACAACAGAAUGUGUUUAUACGCAAGUGAUGUGAGAAGAAAUUUCAUUCAAUUAAGUAUUGACUACGGUCUGUGUAUAUUAAGAAAACAGAUCAUUUUUAUAUAUGAAAUGAAUCAAAAAUGCCACAGCCUGCAUUAAAUGAAGAUAAAUAAGAUAAGUAAACAAAAUAAAAGAGGAAUGUAUAUGUAAUUGAAAGUGUGUGUUAUUUUUAAUGUUACAGUCAAUUGUUUAACAUAUUCAGAUAAGAUAACGGAUCUGAACCAUUGAACGUAUUAUCUAUCAGUUAGUUACUAUGGCAUAGAUAUAUCAAAUUGCAAAAAGGAGAUCAGGUUUACUUAUUAAUUAUUAGUUGCCAUGGGACAGCUAGUUGUAUUCCAUCUCUCCUAUUAAUAUUGUUUGAAUUAGCCCAUAUAUGUAGGGCUUCGGCUGUUAGUCGUUCUUUGUAAGAAUUAAAUCCUUUUUGAAUGAUUCUCGUGCCAUUGAAAUCAACUGUAUGACCCGACUCAAUCGAGUGUAAUGCUAUCGCUGAUCUGUUCUCAAGCUUUUUUACAUCAACUGAGGAUUUAGGAAUGUGCUUUAAGCACAGUUUGUGUUCCUUCACCCUCACAUUCAGUUACCUUGAUGUUUCACCUACAUACGUUGCAUUACAGUCAUUACAUUUGAUUUCAUAAACACAAUUCUGUUGAUCAUCCUUGUGUAUUGGAUCUUUGAUUCUUACUAGUUUUGAUCUUAGAGUAUUGUUUGUUCGAAAGAAUACUCUUAUAUUUUGACGAGUUAAAAUCCUUCUGAUGUCUUCUGAGAUACCUUUACGAUAUGGGAUCACUAUUGUGUUCAUCCAAUCUUGCUUAACUCUUUUUUUUAAAAUAUCAUUCCGUUCUUCAUUCUUAAUUAUUCUUUUAAUAAAACCUUUCGGAUAAUUAUUCAUUAAUAGAGUGGAUACAACUAAAUUCAUUUCUAUUUUUAUAUCAUUUGGUUCAGUGACAAGUUUUUUGACUCUGGUGAUCAAAUUCUUGGCCACUGUCACUUUGGUCGAGUGUGGAUGCGCAGACUUUAAAUCUAAAAAUUUCCCUGAAUAUGUAGGCUUUCGGAAUAUAUUAAUUUUUAAACAAUCAUUAUCCUUCCUUUCAACCAGGUAGUUUAGAAAAGGUCAUCUGCGUUCAGGCGAUUCCAACUCUUUAGUAAACUUGAUUUUGUCAUCUAAGCUGUUGAACUGUUGGAAUAGUUCGUGUAAACCAUCUCGUUUUUUAAUGACAAAGGUAUCAUCUACGUAUCUUACCCAACCUAAUUUGUAUAUAAAGUAAUAGUGUGAAAUGUGUAUGUUUUAAGAUGAUGGGAAUUUUUCAAACAGUUAAAUGAAUUAUAAAACGGUUUUCAUAUUUCGAGGAGUUCUGUACAGACAAACAGAAGGUGUGGCUAUGGGAUCACCUGUCUCUCCAAUUGUGGCUAACUUAUUCAUGCAUUCAUUGGAAACAAUUGCUAUCUCAAUGUGUUCCAUUCCACUAAAAAUUUGGGUAAGAUACGUAGAUGAUACCUUUGGGUUGACAUUAAGCCCACGGCAAUUAAGAUUCCCUACCACCCAUUUCUAAAAAAUUAAACCCUAUCCUUUCACUCCAUAAUGGUCAUACAUAUUAUUAUCCUUAACCGUGCACACAUACACACACUCUAAUUUGCAAACAUGUCGCUAUGACUCACCCUGACCGAAAUGAUAUGACGUCAGACCUGUUUUUUGAUUGUUCGCACAUAAUAUUCUUGUGUUGUUGCGUUGUACUAUUUAAGCUUGGAUUAAUUUUGGUUUGGUUAUUCUCUGAAAAAGUAGCUUACAAUGAGUCACGAGACGUCAGAAAAUUUAAUUUUUCUACUCUUCGGGCUGGAUGCUGGUUCAGUAGUCUAGUGGUUAAGCGCUCGUGCACGAGACCGAUAGGUCCUUGGUUCGAACCCCGCGAGGCGGGGUACUCGGUGCGCACUGCUGGGGGGUCCGAUAAUAGGACAAAACAGCCAUCUGCUGCUCCCAGGUUCUUCAUGGUGGUCUAGCUUCAAUUGACUCAUGAUCUCAACUGUUAAAA
This is a messenger RNA of Schistosoma bovis, 2533 nucleotides long. NCBI's taxonomy places the organism in Eukaryota, Metazoa, Platyhelminthes, Trematoda, Strigeidida, Schistosomatidae. The record is from the annotation of a GenBank genome assembly.